AUGACAUCCAGUCCAAAACACAUAGCACGGGGGGUUCUAGACGCCUUCUACAAGGCGGAACGAGAGUACAUGGCAGCCGCUCCAGAAGAUCGCGACUUUACCGGUAUUGCAGCCACCCUCGCCCCCAACUUCCGCAUGGAACAAACCUCCGCCCUGCCGUAUGGAGGCGUCUACGUCGGGCCAGAUGGGAUGCAGGACUGGACGCGGCGCAUGGCCGACUACUUUGAUGUAGUCGAUGUACAGAAUCCAGAAAUUUUUGAGCGCCCAAAUUCGGACCGAAUCGUGGUACUUUCGAAUGUCCACUUUAAAGUGCGCAGCACUGGGGAGGAAAUGGAUUUCCCGUUUUGUCAGGCCAUUACUGUCGACUUGGAGCGCGGAGUUAUUGUUGAGCUGAGGCCUUUUUACUGGGAUGUUGCGGCGGUAAACAAAUCUUUGGGAUAUGGGCAGUAA
Messenger RNA from Talaromyces amestolkiae, 450 nucleotides. RefSeq lists its product as uncharacterized. The coding region runs from base 1 to 450 and encodes 149 amino acids. The record is from RefSeq and is a predicted model, not a curated record. The transcript has a single exon. Lineage: Eukaryota; Fungi; Ascomycota; Eurotiomycetes; Eurotiales; Trichocomaceae.